Molecule: messenger RNA, 4592 nt
Organism: Vombatus ursinus (common wombat)
Lineage: Eukaryota; Metazoa; Chordata; Mammalia; Diprotodontia; Vombatidae
Product: collagen alpha-1(XXVI) chain-like
Molecular function (GO): protein binding
Source: RefSeq, a predicted model, not a curated record
AUGGAGAAACCCCACGCCCCUUUUGACGGACUGAGCGCAGCCCACCUCCCCGAAUUUGAAAAGGCGGCUCCGGAGCCCGAGCCUGGCCGCGUGGGCGCUCUGAACAGCGUUGGGCAUCUCUGCCUCGAGUCGGGACCCCGGGCCCAGAGGCGCCGAGCCCCUCGCCCUCGUACCCGGCCGGAUCGCCGCCCCCCACUCCCUUCCCAGGUCUCCGGGGCUCCCCAUGUCUCCCCCGUUCGGCGGAGCGGGGCGCCGAGGGGCGAGUCCUUAGUGGGCAGGCUGAUUCGUGUGGGACCCCGGCCCCCUGCCCGCGAUGAAGCUUCCCUCUUCCUCCCCUGGGCGUGCUGCCUUUACGGCUGUACGGUGGGCACCGGCUUCCUCUACCCGUACCCGUCCGCAGCCCUGCAGCACAACUACCAGGAGCACGGCCCCGCACCUCCGGGCAGCGGCUACGCACACCGCCGGAACUGGUGCCAUCAUAUCGUGACAAAGAUGGUUUCGUGUCAAGUACAGAAUGGGUCCGAAACAGUGUUCCAGAGGGUGUACCAGAGCUGCCGAUGGCCAGGACCAUGUACUAACUUAGUCAGUUACAGGACCCUGAUCAGACCCACCUACAAAGUGUCUUACCGGACCGUGACAGCUCUGGAGUGGAAAUGCUGCCCUGGGUUUGCUGGAAGUAACUGUGAAGAGGGCCAGUUUUCUGUCCAUUCUCCCCGUGGACAUCCAUAUCACCUACAUCCAACAGUAGCAGGAACAGAGACAAUCAUGAUGUCCCAAUCCCCCAAGACAUACAGUGUGUCAGAAUGCAUGAACUGCACCCGGUUGAACGACAUGACUGAGAGGCUGUCUGCGCUGGAAGUCAAGAUUCUUCUUCUGGAAGCCGCUGGGAGUGUGGUGACUUCAGAAAAUGACAUUACCAAGACAACCCCAACCUGGAAUAAAGAUUUCUUACCGGAUGCCAUCCCACUGUCUAAUCCUGGGACUGUGAGGAGGAACCCUUCAGGACCAGUCGGAUUUGCCAGACCAAUGGGACCUCCAGGACCUGCGGGCCCCUCAGGGCUCCCAGGGCCACCCGGACCAAAAGGAGAAAGGGGCCAGAUGGGGGAGAUGGGCCUCAGGGGGCCGCCUGGGCUCCUGGGGCCUCAGGGUCCAAGGGGACUUCCUGGAGAGACUGGGCUCCCUGGGCCUCCUGGGCCUCCAGGCCCUCCUGGCAGCCCUGGUCUUCUGCCCCCACUCCAGCAAGGGGUUUUGUAUUCGCUCCAGCCCACGGGAGAGAAAGGAAAUGGCGAUUCCCAGUUGUCUUCUACCAUAAUAGACACCAUCAUGGCAGGGAUCCCUGGGCCUCGGGGCCCCCCUGGCCCACCAGGACCACCUGGACCCUCUGGACCCAAUGGCCCCCCAGGUCCCAUGGGAGCUCCAGGCUCCCAGGGCGAACCUGAUUCAAAAGGAGUAGAAAAGGGAAAAGAGAGUGAGGGGGUACAACAGCUUCGAGAAGCCCUGAAGAUCUUAGCCGAGAGGGUGCUGAUUCUGGAGCACAUGAUCGGAAUCCACGACCCGCUGUCUUCCACUGAACCAGGCUCUGGACAAGGUGGAGCACCAGGCCCUGCCUUACAAAGCAACAAGAUGAAGCGAGGGGGCCCCCUGGCCCCACCCCAGCCGUACGACACCAUCUCUUCCUUGCUGGACAACAUCGAACCCAGAAGGAACAGUAAUGACAGCAGCAGCCUGAAAUAGGAGCCUGUCAUUCCCUAGCACAUACCUGUGCCCCGAUUAAAGAUACAGUAUCUCUCUGUGGACAAAAAUGCUCACUGGGUGUUGUGGGGCCGGGCUCUGGCCCGCCAACAGAGGUCAUCUUCUCCCCCUCUCCCGCCUAGGGCUGGCAGGAGGUUACUCCUGAGGGAUUCCAUAAGGGUGUGCUGACAGCCUCGUCACUGGUCUUUCCCAGGCGGGGGCACUAUGGGCAGAGCGGCUUCCCCAGAGUCCCACUAAAAUGGGGUUUCCCCGGUGGUCCGGCUCUCUCUCAGUGCCUUUUGAGCAAACCAAGCAGGCAAAACUAGAAGCCUGCUCACAGCAGCUUAGAAUAGGAGCCUGGAGCCCUUUCUGGAAAGGCCUGACCUGUCUCCAGUGCCCCCACUCCCCAGCCUAAGGCUUCCUCUGCCCUCAGCACACCCGGGACCAACCCUAGACCCACUCCCCAGAAGAAACGUUCAUUCUUAUAGCUCUGCUACCCCUUUUGUCCUCAAUGCCAUGCUCUCUUUUGUCACCCCAAGUGAAAGAGGAAAACAGAAUGAAACAUUAUGUGCCCGUGUUCUGUGAACAGCCAGAGGGAUACAGAUGCUCAUGUGACCCAUCAAGCAAGCGAGUAUUUAUUAAGCACCUCGCGUGUGCAAGGCCCUGUGCCUCCGCCCCCUGCAUUAGCUCUCCCACUUUGACUCAGAGUCGCACUAACCGCAGCAAGGCCAGAAGUCAGAUCAUGGUGAAAACAGGCGCUGAGCUGGGUUGGGUGGGCGCUCCUGGUGCUUUCCCAGUAAUCCGAUUUCUUCUCUUCCAAUGUGACAUCUCAAAGAACAAACAGGCCUCCCCUAAGUUCAUCUCUGUGCCCAACAAAGCCUGUCUAGAAGCCCAUCAUGCAGGAGAUCAACACCUUGGAGAAGCAAGCUCCCAAAACAAAACAGUCUCCCUGGAGACGGUCCACCAGAAGUUGUGGGGAAGGGGCAGCAGUAACUGAAAGGACAUAACCAGCCCAUCAGCAGCGCCCACCACUUGGUGCCCCUUUGACCGUGACCAGUUCCCUUUUAAAGACUCCAUCUCCACUCCCAAACUGGGACGACCGCUUGUUUCUGAGGUUUGGUGGUUGGGUUCUUCCCUCAGGCCUCCAGAGGGGAGAGGCCCAGCUCGUUGAAUCUAACUGAUCUAACAGCUGGGUCUAAAACAUUGCCUCCCAGCUGAAGUCACUCAUCGGACCACUUUCUAAUCAGAAAGAUGUUACCACCCAUGUGACUUCAGUUCCCUGCCAGCCAACCAACAAAGGAAGCUGGGAGUCCUGAGACAGGAUGAAAGGUGAGUGGAGGACAGAAAUUGGAACCAGCUUACUUACUCCCUGAAUACUAUGCUUAAUUCAUUUCAGCCUACUAAGAUAGUUAAACUGGUCAAGUUCUGUGAGUGAGCAAAAUCCCAUGCCCCAAAUCCCCAAAUCAGAGCUCAUCAGGGUGGCUGGGGUGGGCAGAAAGAGGACGAAGCAGUAGCUCCAGAGCCGGCCCUGCCAGCCCAAAGGGCAUCGUCACCAUCUUCAACUAACUCUGUCUUGCCAAGCUGUGAAGAGGUUGCUUAAUCCCAAACACAGCAUUUCCUACUUCAACAAUUUCCUACUUGUAUGGUACUGUAUCUUUAAUUUUGGUGCUAUUAGAAACUAAAUUUUGGUGGGCCUUCUCUGGACCUACCCAAUCACCAGCCCUUAGGAUAAUAAUCUCUCCACCCAAAGUAACUUUCCUAGUCCAAAUAGAACUUUCAAGAACUUGUGUCUUAUCUUACAAAGUCCCAUGGACAGUGACUAACAGCAGGUACGCCAAAUCUGCCUCUUUGCUUUAGGCAGCUAAAUGAGAUCCCUGUUGGCUGGACCUUUAAUUGGGGUUCACUGCAUUUCCAUGGGGGUUCAUUUAAAGGUCUUUUUCCAUCUCUCCAAUGUCACAUCACCAUGCUGGUGCCUUCUGCAGCUUUUUGGAUUUUCUAAGAUCACCAGCAUCCCCUCUCCCUUCCCUUUAAAUGACUUUUCAGUUUGGUUUAUCUCACUGAGGGAAAAAUGGAAAAAAAGAAAAAACUCUUUUCUUUGCAUCAAGCUUAGAAGUGAGCUGAUUCCAUGCUGGGCUUCCUUCCGGUGCUAGGCUCCAGUAAUGGAAUUCUCAAAUCCUGGUGAGACUGAAAUUAAGUGUGGAACACUUAGGGAAAAGUUAUCACAAUGGCGUCUUCAGAGAAAAAGCCAACUCCAUCCCGGAUGUAUUUCCCAAUGGAUCAGGGAAGACGGCUGGCUUUACUGGAUGGAAAUUCUAGUCCAGAAUGAUUCUCCUUGUUCCAACAGCAUUCCAUGAUGCUGAUUUUAUAGGCUAGAAGAACCACCUCCUGGUUUCUAUGAUUAUGGUGAAGUUAAUUAAUCACAAGUCCUAUACAAGUCCAUGGAGCACAUUUCUAAGCAUUGAAGAAAAUGCUGGUAUUACGGUUCAGUGCUAAUUUUUAGACUCUCUCUUAUUUAUGUUGGUGUGUUAUGUAUGCAUAAGUGUCCCUGCUUUCUGAAUUUUACUAUAUGCUCUAACCCUUUCAUCUACACAUUGCAAUUCUGUGCAGGCUCUCAAAGGAAAACACUAGCUGGCUUCUGUUUUUUGUUUUAUUAACUCACUUUAACUUGGUUAAAAUUGGCCGCGUGGCAGAAGAGUGGCAGCGUGGCCAGGCCACCAGUGGAUGGCGACUUGGUUUCCCUAUGGUGUUAUGAUUCAUGUUAUUGAUUUCUCUCUCUUUGCUUUGGUGUUGUUGGGUUGUAGGGGACAUCUUGUACUUGGCAUUCUUACAGAGCGGUGGGACCACCAGUGCCAAGCCCACUG